Molecule: messenger RNA, 3697 nt
Organism: Owenia fusiformis
Lineage: Eukaryota; Metazoa; Annelida; Polychaeta; Sabellida; Oweniidae
Source: the annotation of a GenBank genome assembly
AUGGCGUUCAAAUGGCAGAAUUUAUCGCCGGCAGAAUUCCAUCAGCUUCAGGAAUACACUUCAUAUUCCAAUAAGAAGUUGAAAGAUGUGUUGUCCAAAUACAAUCCAGAGGAGCCUAUUGACUAUGAAGGCUUCAAACAGUUCAUGGAAACAUACCUUGAGGUGGAUGACAUCCCAAAAGAACUCUGCGAACAUCUAUUUUUAUCUUUCCUGAAACGACCAUCUGGCCCCCCUCAGAAAUCUUUGACUCUGGGUAAGGAAGGCAGUUAUAAUGUGCGUGAUGUGGCCGCUAUGGCCUCACAAACUGUUAGUGCUCCUAUUAUACAGGCUCAGCUACAGGAGAUCUCUGACAAGCAGGAAAGUAAACCACGCCUUGUAGAAAAAAUUCAAGGAUUGACAGAGAAGCUUGGCCGUGCCGGUCAUGCUCGCCAUGAUAGUAGUGGUGGAGAGGCUGCUAAACGCGGCCGUGCAGAUAGCAGUGAUCCGUGGAUCCGCCAGUCCAAGUCUUCUCUACUGAAUACCAAUGAUAUAAAACGUCGGAAUAGCUUAGACAUAAAAAAUGGCAGUAUCUAUCUAAAGGAUUUAGUAUGUUACCUCUCGUUAUUGGAGGCUGGGAGACCAGAGGAUAAAUUAGAAUUCAUGUUUAGAUUGUAUGAUACAGAUGACAAUCUACUACUUGAGGGUAGUGAGCUGGAUUGUAUUGUGCAGCAAAUGAUGACUGUCGCAGAGUACCUUGGUUGGGAUGUCUCCGAGCUUAAACCUAUAUUACAAGACAUGAUGCGUGAGAUAGAUUAUGAUGAAGAUGGAACUGUUUCCCUGGAGGAAUGGAAGCGUGGAGGUCUUACAACAAUACCUCUCCUGGUUCUACUGGGUCUAGACACAAAUGUGAAAGAUGACGGGACCCACUCUUGGCGUCUCAAACACUAUAACAAACCUGCCUACUGCAAUCUCUGCCUUAACAUGCUAGUGGGACUAGGAAAACAAGGCCUUAGUUGCAUAUUUUGCAAAUAUACAGUACACGAGAGGUGUGUCCACAGAGCCCCUGCUUGUUGUAUAACCACAUAUGUAAAGUCAAAGAAAGGUUUAAAUAACAUGCAGCAUCACUGGGUUGAGGGGAACAGCCCUGGCAAGUGUGACAAAUGUAGAAAAUCAAUAAAAACCUACAAUGGCGUGACUGGUCUUCAUUGCCGCUGGUGCCAUCUAAAUCUCCACAAUAAAUGUGCAUCACAAGUAAAACCUGAAUGUGACUUUGGUGAAUUUAGAGAUCACAUCCUUCCCCCCAAUGCGAUAUGUCCAGCUGUCCUAGAACGUAAGAGCACAAUGAAUUCUAGUAAAAAAAGUAACGAGGGUGAAAAUUCUGGAAGUGGCGGCCUGCAGGGCCAGAGUUCAUUUCAGAUCACCCCGAUGAAUGAUACCUCACCUCUUCUCGUCUUUAUCAACCCAAAGAGUGGAGGGAAACAAGGUGCCAGGAUAUUAAGAAAGUUUCAGUAUUUACUCAACCCAAGGCAGGUUUAUGAUCUGAUCAAAAAUGGAGGACCUCAACCAGCGUUGCAGUUUUUCAAAGACGUGCCAAAUUUCCGAAUUCUUGUUUGCGGAGGAGAUGGAACAGUCGGGUGGUUACUUGAAGCCAUGGAUAAGGUGACCUUUGUAAAUCGUCCGCCAGUGGCAGUUCUACCUCUUGGGACGGGUAAUGACCUGGCACGAUGUCUCAACUGGGGAGGAGGUUAUGAGGGAGAAAAUCUGAACAAAUAUUUACACAGAAUAAAGAGUGGUAACCAAGUCCAGCUGGAUCGCUGGCAGAUAGAGUUUAGUACGCCAGAUACUGUAGAACAAGGGGAUCCAGUUCCUUGUAACAUUAUCAAUAAUUAUUUCUCUAUUGGGGUGGACGCGUCCAUCGCACAUAGGUUUCAUAUGAUGCGGGAAAAACAUCCCGAGAAAUUCAAUAGCAGAAUGAAGAAUAAGUUAUGGUACUUUGAGUUUGGAACUUCAGAGACAUUUUCUGCAACCUGUAAAAAGAUCCACGAGUCUAUUGAUAUCAUGUGUGAUGGCUAUUCACUAGAUCUAGCCAAUGGUCCAACAUUAGAGGGUAUAGCCUUGCUAAACAUACCUAGCAUAUAUGGUGGGACAGAUCUCUGGGGAGAUAACCCAAGCCAGAAAAAAAGGAAUAAGAAAUCACCCAAAAAGGACAAGGAUCGUGAAUAUUCCACAAGUAGCAUGUCAUCAGUUGAUCUCAGUAUGGCAGUACAAGAUAUUGGUGACCAGUUGAUAGAGGUUGUGGGGCUGGAGAGUGCAAUGCAUGCAGCCCAAGUGAAGACAGGAAUGAGAAGCUCAGGGAAGAGGCUUGCACAAUGUUCACAAGUUGUAAUCAGGACCAGAAAAAGAUUGCCCAUGCAAAUAGAUGGGGAACCAUGGAUGCAGCCUCCAUGUACUAUUUCCAUCACACAUAAAAACAAGGUACCAAUGGUAAUGGCCCUGCCAUCAAACAAAAAGAACUCAUUAUUCAACUUCUUCAGACAUUGACAGAGGUAGAAGAUAGACAUGGCGCAUUGUAAUAUAGUCUCAUUAUUUCCAUCUACAUAUGAGAAACACUACAUAUACUAGUCACUUGUUAAUGUACAGUACCAGUUAAAAGGGGCCUGAAGCAUAAUACAAUAUUCAACAUUCACCGAUCCAAUCUAAAUAACGGAGCCUGAGAUUUAAGGAAUUCCCUUAAUUGGUCUUUUUACUCUGGAACCCACAGUUGAAGGAAAUCCAUCUCAUGAUUAAUGGAGCUUUUCAAAGUGGAACCCAUGAUUAAAGGAAUUCCAUCUUAGAAUCAAUGGAACCUUUCAAGGUGAACAACUCAUCAUGAACAUAGCUAGAAACAAAGAAAAGGAUGUAGACUAAAAUAUGGUCCCAGCUUGUAGGCUCAACAGCAUAAUGCCAGUUAAAGAGAUUCAUAAGCUACAGUGCACUGUACUGCCUUAUACUUAAGAUCAUAACCUUUAGACAAAUCACAAUAUGGGAUAAUUUUCCAAAAAUGUUUAAAAUAUGUUUCAGUUAGAAAGUUUUGGUUAUCAGUAGAAUAAUGAAUUUCAUAAUGGUGGAAGAACAACAUGGCUUUUAUAAUGUUAUAAUGUAAUGUAAAUAUCAUUAUACCUUUAUACUUUUAAAAUUUUUUGCAGAUGUACAAUGUAUCACUGAAGAAAGAGAUUUCCUCCAAAUUCCUGUUUUUAAAAUAUUCAACUGCAUAUCUUAUACUGAGUGAAGUUACUAGUUUGUAGUUACAUGUCUUUCUUUUGUAACUUCAAUUCCAUUCGAUUUAAUCGAUUUUAACAUUAAACUUAUAAUUGACGGCCUCCAUUAUGUCUUCAACUUAAUAUCCAAGAAAUGUAUUGCAAAAUUACACAAGUACAUGAUUAUAUCUGUCAUAGUUCAUCUAAAGUGUGUCUCUUAAAAUUAAUAAGUAAACAUGUAUGUUCAUAAAGCACAUUUAAGGACUCCUCGCUUAACAGUUAACAUUGCAUUUUAAAGAUAAAAACGCCUCAAUAUGUAAGCAUCAGCUUGAAACAUGUUAUGUUUUGUAGUGUAAAUUUUACUGUGAACAUGUCUCCAACAAUACAUUUCAGCAUGAAACAUGUCUCCUAUAGUACAUUUUGAUAUAAACAUGUCUCCUACAGUACAUUUUGAUAUAAACAUGUCUCCUACAGAACAUUUC